Messenger RNA from Phaeoacremonium minimum UCRPA7, 2916 nucleotides. Its product is annotated as putative ef hand domain-containing protein. The transcript has a single exon. Gene Ontology annotation, cellular component: membrane; intracellular membrane-bounded organelle; cytosol. The record is from RefSeq and is a predicted model, not a curated record. NCBI's taxonomy places the organism in Eukaryota, Fungi, Ascomycota, Sordariomycetes, Togniniales, Togniniaceae. Gene Ontology annotation, molecular function: zinc ion binding; calcium ion binding. Bases 1 to 2916 code for a protein of 971 amino acids.
AUGGAGAUGUCAAGUUCUUCUGCGGCUGUCCUCACCCGACCUCGACUAGCUAUCCUCACUGCAGCCGCCGCCUUCUGUGUGAGCAUCUACUUCGUUCACCAGUCGCGCGAGACCUCACUACAUCCCGAGCGUCAUGGCGGCACUCUCCACAGAAGCAAUGCCGUUCGUCGGCACCGCCGACGUCCUACGAAUGCUUCCGAAUCAUCGGCAGCCGAGUCGCACGCUGACGAGAAUGUCAAUAUCAACGAACUGCGCAUGACCGAUGGCGAAACUGUCGCCGCCGACGAACAGCAAGACGACGAAUGGUGGAACGACCCUGCUAGUAUGCCUCAGCAGCGUGCCGGUCAGAAUAUCGUCAGUCUGCUGUUCCGGGUGUCCGAGGACAACGCGCGUAGAAAUGCCUACGUACACAGAGGCUGCAUGUGUAAUGCGUGCGGUAUAGUCCCCAUCCGCGGUAUUCGCUACCGCUGCGCCAACUGCGCCGACUUCGACCUCUGCGAGACUUGCGAAUCGCAAGGCCUACACAUCAAGACCCAUAUCUUCUACAAAGUCAAGAUCCCUGCGCCGCCGUUCGGCCCUCGAUCCAUGCAACCCGUCUGGUACCCUGGCGACCCCGACACCUGCCUACGAAAUCUUCCACGAACGUUGAUGGUGAAACUGUCGCGAGAGACGGGCUUCGAACGGCCAGAGCUCGAGGCUUUCUGGGAGCAGUGGACAUUUAUCGCGAACACCGAGUGGCGAGAAGACCCCGACGAUCUGUGCCUGGCUAUGGAUCGGAAGACGUUCGAGAGAUGCUUGGUGCCCUCGGGCGGACAUAGACAUACAGCGCCCAACUUGAUCCACGACCGAAUGUUUGCAUUCUACGACACCAACAACGAUGAUCUGAUCGGCUUCACGGAGUUCCUACAUGGCUUGUCUUAUCGGAAACGGAAGGACAAGCUUCGAAGGAUAUUCGACGGCUAUGACGUUGACCGGGACGGCCUUGUCAGUCGACGCGAUUUCUUGCGCAUCUUCCGCGCAUACUAUGUGCUCUACAAGCAGAUGCAUAGGGACAUCCUGGAGGGUUUAGAUGACCAGGUUAUGAACAGCACAGAAGCCCAUCAGCUAGUCACUAGCCGCCAGCCUUUGAGCAGCCUGUUUGGGCGCGAGGGGCGCUUCCCUCAAGCUGAUCAUGGGCGACACAUGGAGGGCAAGAUGUACCACAGCAAUGGUGAUGUGACCAUCGGUGACGGCAGGGAUCGAGUGGUGAAUGAAGAUCAGCCAGAUACAGGAGACCGAGACGAGAUUCUCACAAGUCUCUUCAACCAUAGGGGGAGUCAUGGCUUGUUCAUCGAGAACCCCUUCUCGCCAACCUCCGAAAAUUUUCAAUCUCCGAAUGGCGAGAUCCCAUCCCACACAUAUUUCGACGCUUUGCUCAAUCCACCCACACGGGUUGACGAGCUUCCCGCUCUGCUCGUAGGCGAGCGUGAACCUGAGUCCAUGUUCAUUAACGAAGAAGAAGUACAACAGAAUGGAGAAGGCGGCCGCGAGAGCGGCAGUUCGGACGGAGAGAAUGUGCCGAAUCAUAACGAGACUAACGGCGAAGUGCAAGAUUCCGCGGCGCAGGAGUCUAGCGCCCACGCAAUUGGCGAGAGGCGUCUCAGUGAAGUCCUCGGAAGGCAGCGCGACGACGAGCAGUGGACGAAUAGAAUUCCUACUGAGGACCAGCUUCGUGCUCGACACCAAGCUGUCGUUGCUAAGAGCCAACAGGCAGCCAUGAAUAGGAAGACCAGGGUUGCAGCACGGAAGAAGCUCUUGGAAAGAUGGAAGAGACGCCAAUUCUAUCUUGAUGAGGAAGAAGGAGCCUUGCCUCCCGACGGAUGGAAAGAUGAUGACGAUGUGCUCGUCAAUACGAACGGAGGAGCUGAGAGUUCUGCUACUCCACAGAUCCUAUCUCCUAGGUCUCGGUCAUCUUCCAAGGUGCGCUUUGCUGAGGAUACUGACGACUACGAGAUUCGCUCAAAUCCAUCAACCUCUUCUCGAAGUGUUCCUGAGCGAUGGGGUGGUAUAGAUAUCCCAGAUGCUGAGAGAGAUGCUGGCAAGGAGAUCCUCUACCAGGUUACCCAACAAGCCUUUAACGAGCUACUUGACGUGCUCUUCAAGGCUAAGGAAGAUCUUGCUGUACGUGCUGCUGAGACUAAGGCAGACCGGGACAGGCAUAGGGUCCUCUUUGAAUCCAUCGAUCUCGUCGAGGAGGCAAGAAAGAAGUCAGAACAGGCGAAAACAGUGGAGAACGGAUGGGCUGAAGACACCACUGUAGGCGGCGAGAGCACACCCCUCCGCGAUAGGCCCUUGGAAGAGUUGCUUGAAGUCACAGGAUACUCCAUCAACAGACCUCACGAAGAAGCUGCCGCGGAGGAGCCAAUGCCAGAGUUGGAGGUCGUGGAAGAGAUCUUGGCCGACGAACAGGAUACAGACAAAGUCAAGAGCCCGGAGCCUACAGUCAAAGAUGCUCCGGCAGCAGAAUCUACUGACGAGAGCACGCUUGACCGUGAUCCCACAAUGCCUCAAUUCCGCCCGAACAGCAUUGCCGAUCUGCAGCAUCCAUUUAAUGUCACCGUUCCUGUCGCUACAGACUCCGAAAUGAGCACACCGUCUACCGACGACGCCAGCUUAUUUGAGACGUGGCCCAGUGGUCACUUGAAGUGGAUAAAGACGAGAAAGUCGAAGGGGCUUAAGAAACCUCUUCCCACGCCGAUUCCGCACUCGACUCUCGUCGAAUGGAAGAAGCUAGAUAUGGCUGAGGAGGAGGCAAAAGCGCGCGGCGGCUGGGGAAGGCUGAAGUACCAUGAGUUCGAGGAAAUCUGCAGAAAGGAGGAGAGUGGGUCUAAUAGGCUGGACUAUCUGGGGACUUGGAUCGACUUCUGCAUCCCUUAG